AUGGAUAGAUAUUUCAGAAUUCAAAAUAAAAAGAUCUUGCUUUUGAUUGAUAAUGCUCUGUCACAUUUCGACCCCCACUACUCGCCAGCCUUAGAAAUUGAUCAAAAUGAUGAUAAUGAUGCAUCUAAUGAAAAUCAAACAUCCAGAUGCCAUAGUGGUCGUGUUAGUGGAUCAAGAGGUCGUGAUGGUUGUGUUAGUGGAUUAAGAGGUCGUGGUGGUCAUUCAAGAGAAAUGAUGGAUAGUGAAACAGCCGAUAUCAAUCAAAUGAUCAAAAAGCUUGAUAUGAAUAAUCCUUCUGCUGCUUUAUUGGCAAAUGAAUUAAACAAUUUCUUUCAAGAAUUGGAAGAAAUGCAGACAGAAGAUAUUUUAAGUGAUAUUGAUAUUAUAAGGUUAGUCCAGGAGGAUGCGCGUGAUGAAGAUGAAAGUAGUAACUCCGAAAAUGAUACUUUAGUAUCUCCUGGUAAUGCACUCAAAUCUUUAGAGACAUGGAUUUCGUUUUAUGAGCAGCAAGAUGAUAAUGAAUUUCAUGCAGAAGAUUUAAAGCUUUUUAAAAGGUACUUUAAGAUUAUCAAAUGGCUGGAGCAACAAUUCUGA
This is a messenger RNA of Rhizophagus irregularis DAOM 181602=DAOM 197198, 594 nucleotides long. RefSeq lists its product as uncharacterized. The record is from RefSeq and is a predicted model, not a curated record. Lineage: Eukaryota; Fungi; Glomeromycota; Glomeromycetes; Glomerales; Glomeraceae.